UUAAUCUCUGAGAAAGAGAAACUUGUUUUUUCUCACGUCACCAAGCUCUAGUACAGUCCUGAGUAUAGGGAUGGAACCGGAGGAGAAGAUACACGUCCUAACCCAGGACCUUUGCAAGGAUCUAACUAGUACCUUGAGCCGGGCAAGGAGUGGAUGUGAAGCCAACCCGUCCGAGUGGGUUGAGAAAAGAAUAUCUGGAGAACUUGGUCCCAGUAUAGGACGGUAUGCAAGAUAUUUCUCCGAGCUGGGGAUUUCGUCCCAUGGAGAACUAACUGAACUAUUUAAGACACACUACAAAUCAAGAAACGUCCGUGAAGUAUAUGAGGAUCUCCAGGAGGUUGAGGAAGAAUGGAAUCAGUUUAUGGUUCAUGUUGACACCAAGCUGACCUCGGCAAAGUCUCAUGUUUUACAAGAAGGUCAACAUGUACCACACUCACUUCAGAUUCAAACCAUCAGGAGUGAGGAGCUAGCGCUGAAAGAUUUGUAUGGAGAAAAAGAAUAUCUUCAUCUAAUCCUUCUGCGCCAUUUUGCUUGAUUACCAUGACGCGACCACGUGGCCAGAGUAGAGGAAAGGAUUGAAACCUUCUCUUCUGCUGGCUGUAAGGUCGUCGUUCUCUCAUUUGGGGAGAUUCAGGGUGCAGAGGCAUGGUUGAAGGAUACAAACACAUCUCUGGAUCUAUUCCUAGAUCCAGACAGAACAUUAUACUCACUUUUAGGUCUAGGAAGAAGCGUAGCCAAG
Molecule: messenger RNA, 739 nt
Organism: Eurytemora carolleeae
Lineage: Eukaryota; Metazoa; Arthropoda; Copepoda; Calanoida; Temoridae
Exons: 4
Coding region: 71-535 (154 amino acids)
Source: RefSeq, a predicted model, not a curated record